AUGGCCGUGGACCCGCCUUCCCGUGCGGCGUUCGUCGCCGGGGCCGUCGCGCUUGCCCACGAUAGCGGCUUCCAUGGGCUCGACAUCGCGUGCCAGUUCCCAGCAUGCGCCGUGGACAUAGCCAACUUCGCCUUCCUCAUCUCUGAGUGGGCCGCCACACCGCGCUGCCGAGUUCCUGCUCAGCGCUAUGCCGCUAUGCACGCACGGUUUACAUAUCUACCAUCCUAA
Molecule: messenger RNA, 228 nt
Organism: Miscanthus lutarioriparius
Lineage: Eukaryota; Viridiplantae; Streptophyta; Magnoliopsida; Poales; Poaceae
Source: the annotation of a GenBank genome assembly